This is a messenger RNA of Anas platyrhynchos (mallard), 792 nucleotides long. NCBI's taxonomy places the organism in Eukaryota, Metazoa, Chordata, Aves, Anseriformes, Anatidae. The record is from RefSeq and is a predicted model, not a curated record.
GACCUGGGCUGCAUCUCCACCACUCUGCCCAAAGCCAUGGCCAAUGCCCUCUGGGACACCAGGGCCAUCUCCUAUCAAGGAUGUGCUGCACAGGUCUUCUUUUUCUUCUUCUUGGUUGCAGCAGAGUAUUCCCUUCUGACCAUCAUGGCCUACGACCGCUACGUUGCCAUCUGCAAACCCCUGCACUACGGGAGCCUCGUGGGCAGCAGAGCUUGUGCCCAGAUGGCAGCAGCUGCCUGGGGCAGUGGCUUUCUCAAUGCUGUCCUGCACACGGCCACUACGUUUUCUCUGUCCUUCUGUCAAGGCAAUGCUGUCAAUCAGUUCUUCUGUGAAAUCCCCCAGAUCCUCAAGCUCUCCUGCUCAGAUACCUACCUCAAAGAAGUUUGGGCACUUGUGAUUAGUAUUUCGUUAGUUUUUGGUUGCUUUGUUUUCAUUGUGUUGUCCUAUGUGCAGAUCUUCAGGGCAGUGCUGAGGAUGCCCUCUGAGCAGGGCCAGCACAAAGCCUUUUCCACGUGCCUCCCUCACCUGGCUGUGGUCUCCCUCUUUGUCAGCACUGGAAUAUUUGCUUACCUGAAGCCCCCCUCCAUCUCUUUCCCAUCCCUGGACCUGAUGGUGGCUGUUCUAUACUCAGUGUUGCCUCCAACUGUGAAUCCCCACAUUUACAGCAUGAGGAACCAGGAGCUCAAACAUGCAGUGAGGAAACUAUUUUAUACCUCUUCCUUCAGCACUAAUAAUAUGCAUAAAAUACUAAUAGGAUUUCUGCAAACAAACACUCUUAGUGCAAAUUCUUGA